Molecule: messenger RNA, 1371 nt
Organism: Olea europaea var. sylvestris
Lineage: Eukaryota; Viridiplantae; Streptophyta; Magnoliopsida; Lamiales; Oleaceae
Exons: 2
Coding region: 1-1371 (456 amino acids)
Source: RefSeq, a predicted model, not a curated record
AUGGGUAUUUUGGAGGCAAAGCUUGGAGAUCAAAAGUUGAACCGAGUUAUGCAGAAUAAAUUUGAUGGGUUUAUGCAAGUCAACGAUUUUUGCACUCAUAGAGCCGGUCGAAUCUUGAUUUUAUGGAGUCCAUCCAAAGUUAAGUUGGAAGUUUUGGAGACGACCCCACAAAUUAUCCAUUUUAUUGCUACUUGCAAGGUAACAUCUUAUACCUUUCUUGUUAGUUUUGUUUAUGGUUUUCAUACAAUUGUUAGCCGGAGGCCACUUUGGAACAACAUCAUGGACCUUCAUGCAAAUGUUUCAUUGCCUUGGAUGAUUCUUGGUGAUUUCAACAAUGUGCUAAAAUUUGAUAAGAAUAGCAAUGGGGCGGAAGUAACUCCUUAUGAAAUUAAAGAUUUUGCUAAUUGUUGCCUUCGUGUUGGUCUUACAGAUGUGCGUUCCAUUGGUUGUCUUUACACUUGGAUUGAUAAUUCGACUUGGAGCAAAAUUGAUAAGGUCAUGGUGAAUGAUAUUUGGGUACAAAAUGGUGCAUAUGUCUUUCCUGAUUUGUUACCUUUCAGGUGCCUUUUUGAUCAUUCUCCAUGCAUCGUGUCUAUUCAUGAUCGUAUGGUGAAUACUAGAAAAUCAUUUAAAUUCUUUAAUAGGUGGACAAACCACGAGGAUUUCAAUGAUAUUAUUCUAGCUAGCUGGAAUUUUAAUGUGGUGGGAACAAAGAAACUUAUUCUUUGUAAGAAGUCGUGCAAAUUAAAAGGAGCAUUGAACGAGCUUAAUGUUAAGCACUUCGACACAUUUCUACUCGGGAACACAAGGAGAAAUUUUAUUGCUACUACGCUUAAGGAGGAUGUGAUGUAUACUACUUCACAAGACCAAGUUGCUUUGGAAUUUGUCUUGCUGGGAAAAAAAGAGCCGGUGGGGCUGAUUGACAUGGACAUUAUUCGCAAUGGGCCUUUGGUAUCCUUGGAACAAGGCAUCUCAUUAAUUCGGGACAUUUCUUGUUAUGAGAUCAAAGAAGCUCUAUUUGGGAUUGGAGAUGAUAAAUCUCACGGUCCAAAUGGUUACACUUACGUUUUUUCAAAAAGGCAUGGGGGGACUAUUGAACAUGAUUUUGUGGAGGCCAUCAUGGAAUUCUUCUCAUCGGGAUCUAUCCUCAAACAAAUCAACCACGCGGUCAUUGCUUUGGUGCCAAAAUCAAGACAUGCACCUAGUGUUGGGGAUUAUAGGCCUAUAUCUUGUUACAAUGUUAUCUAUAAAGUGAUCACUAAAAUCCUUGCUUCUAGAUUGAGGCCUAUCUGGGGGGAUAUUGUGGAUCAAGCACAACCUGCUUUUAUUGAAGGUAGGAGUAUGAUGAAAAAUAUUCAUCUUGCCCAAUAA